Mollisia scopiformis is the source of this 843-nucleotide messenger RNA. RefSeq lists its product as uncharacterized. The transcript has a single exon. The record is from RefSeq and is a predicted model, not a curated record. Lineage: Eukaryota; Fungi; Ascomycota; Leotiomycetes; Helotiales; Mollisiaceae. Bases 1 to 843 code for a protein of 280 amino acids.
AUGCCUUCAUACUUGGAGUCAUGCGCGGUUCUCCUCGCAAUUACGCCAAUUGCUGCCUCACUUCCUGCACCAGAGCUAAUGGCAUCAUGCAAUCAAACAUCGCUCAUGAAUGCAGCAGAUGCUUAUGUUGCUGCUCAAACGGCGGGACAGCUUGAUCCACUUCAGAGCUCCCUUGCUGGAAAUUGGACUUAUCAAGAAAACAACAAUGUGAUGAACGUUCAUAAUGGUGUUCUAAGCAAAGCUCUGAAAAUCGACCACCGCCGCACCAAUCUCGACACAACAUCGUGCGCUUCGUAUACCGAAUUGGUCAUCACAGAUUCAGCAAAUCCGUAUGUGAUUGGCACUCAGAUUCACCACGGGACUGACAUGCAAGUUACAAUGAUCGACUCCAUUGCGUCCACCACCAACUCGUGGCUUUUCAACGCGAGUAAGACAUUACAACACGUGCUCGAGGAGAAAUGGGAUCCUAUUCCACUGUCCGCUCGCGACAGUCGAACAGUGAUUCAAGCUGCUGGAGAUGCUUACUUGGAUAUGUGGAGCAAUGCUACUGCCUCUGACGCUGUACCUUGGGGUACACCUUGCACUCGACUUGAAGGUUCGGCGUACACUGGGUCGGGAAAGCCGACCGAUUCUUGCAAGCCUGGUAUUCCGUCCAACCAUACACAAGCUCCAAAUACUCAUCGACGCUAUGUUGUUGACGAAUCUAUGGGUUCUGUAAGCAUCUUCUGUGUGUGGGAGCAUAUGAUGAUGGCAGCGGAUAGCCACGAAUUUCGGCUCGAAGGAGGCAAGCUACGAUAUGUUCACACGAUGACUGUCUGUGGCGGAAAACCUUGCAAGCUUUGA